Paramecium sonneborni is the source of this 1427-nucleotide messenger RNA. The record is from the annotation of a GenBank genome assembly. Lineage: Eukaryota; Ciliophora; Oligohymenophorea; Peniculida; Parameciidae.
AUGUAAAGAACAGAUAUAUUGGCAAAUAGGACAAACAUUCUAAUAGUGUUUUUGAUUAUUUGUAUCCUUCUUGCCCUUUUUGGAAAGUAAUCGUCAGAAGAUUAAAUAAUUUCAGAACGUUUCGAACCUGAGGUGACAGAAUCAGAAAUUCGAUAUUAUUUAGAAAAUGAAAUUAAUUACAAUGAUAGUGAUUAAUUUGGAUUUUAGACAAUACAAGAUUGGCUACCUAUUUAAUCUGAAUUAGCUUAAUUGAAUUUAGCUUUGGAAUAUUUUUCACGCUUAGAUUUGGAAAAAAUUUUGAAUAAGCAUCCAUAAUUAGAGGAAUUAGUAAAUGAAUGUUUAGAUUUAAAAAUGAAUUAAGAAUUAGAAAUUUAUAUGAAUUAAAUGAAUUAAAGUUAGUAAAAUCAAACAACAAAUUAGGAUUCUUUAGUUUAUUAUACUGCUCUUCUUGAAAAAAAAAAAAAAUUAAAUGAAGAAAUAUUUAACAAAAAAGCUGAAUUUGAUGAUUUAUCAAAUGUGGAAAAGGAUUGGAAAUAAAUUUGCACAUAAAAUGAAAUAAGCGUAUUAGAAACCUAAAAAUUGAAAAAGAGAUAAGCAUAGUUUGGAAAUAUUACUGAAGAAAUUUAAAAAUUGUAAUAAUCAAUAGAUGAUUUAAACAAAAAGCUUCUAUCAUAUAAGAAGUAAGAGGGAGAUUAAAUAGAUUUAACAGAAGAAUAUUAAAAAGAUUAAGAAUUAGCAAAACAUAUGAGUAAAUUAUUCAAGCCUGCAGGAAAAAAAUCUGUAGAGAUUCAUGAUGAAAAAUUAGGAGGAGUUAUUAGUGUAAUUGAUGCAAAUAUGAAGUAAUAUAAUACAAGUGAAGUAUAUAUAAAUGGUUUGAAUUACCAUCCUGAAAAUUAAUAAUUUUAUAUUUAAGAAAUUGAAUAAGAUAUUUAAAGAAAUAAAACUAAUUUAGAAUAUAAAAUAAAAGAUAAAGAGAAUCUGUAAAAAGAAAUUGAACAAAUUCAGAAAAAUAUAAAGGAAAAAAAUGAAAACUUUAAAAAUGCAACUAAAUAAUUAGAGGAAAUAAGAAGAAAAAAAGCAGAAUUAAGUUAACUUAUAGAUUAAGAAAAAAAAGAGUUAAAUGAGGUUAUUUAUGAAAUAAAGAAUUAUAAUCCAUAAAAAAAUCUUUAAAAUAAUAAUUAAUUAGAUGCAUAAAGAAAAUUUAAAGGUAAUUUAUUUAAAAUUAUAAUUUAGAAUAUUUAUAUGAACAUUUAAAGAAGGAUUAGAUAUGUCUUGAGAGAUGCAUUGAAUAUAAUUCUUUAAAUCAAUAAAUUACAACUGGGAGAUAUUAAAUUUCAUUGAAUUUAAUUUAAAAGCAUUUUAAAUAAUUGGAAUAGAAAUUUAAAGAAUUCAAUUAAAAUUUAAUGAAAGAUAUACAUAAAAACUGA